ACGUCUCCCAGUGGGUGCAGGGGCCCAAGCACCCAGGCGUCUCCCACUGCAGUCCCAGGAGCAUCAGCAGGGCGCUGGGUCAGAAGUGGAGCCCCCGGGGCCUGAACUGCUGCCCACACGGGACUUGGGCUCCACAGGCAGCAUCUUUCCCCGCUACGCCACUACUCCACCCUUAGCCUGAGUCCUAACAGCCUAGCCACACACGGGCCUGAAGGCAUGUUGAGGGCAAGCUGAAGGCGGUGCCAUGCAGCCUCGUGCUCCCCCUCCCAGCCCUGUCCAGGGGCCCCUCCCCCAAUCCGAGUCUCCCCAGGCCCCAGUAAGGAGCUAGGGUACUGGGGCUCCCAGUCUUGGAAACAACUAACACAGUGAGGAGAUCCUGGAAGACAGCUCCUGGCUGAGGAUCCCAGACUGUGCCGGGGCCGCCAGGCAGAUGGCACCCAGCCCUGAAGAGGGGUCCUGGGGCUGGGGUCUUGAGCCUGUUGUGCAGAGCUGCCCCUCCCCCACAUACUGAGAUCCUGUUCCCAGAGCUGUGAGGGAGGGGCUUAGAGAACUGACCCCACGUUACCUGCAGAUAUGGGUAAGCUGGACCGGGGAGUUCCCCUGCCCCCUGUCCCCUCCCGCAUCCCCACUCUGCACCCCACCCCUGGUCUUUGAAUAAAGCUUGACUGUCAGUGGAGUCUCUGUGUCCCUGAGGUGGGGGAGAUGGGCUGGAGGACUCCACGGGCACACACUGACCCCCUCUGCAGAAGCUGUGGGGCAGGAGUGGGCAGGGGAGGAGGCCCCAGACUUCCUCAGGGGGAAAGGUGUCCGGGGCCAGCACCCUCCUUUGAAAUAUGGCCAACUACAUCACACCCACCAAACAGAAGCAGGCUGUCCUACACAGAGGCAGCCACCAGAAAUCCUCUCUCACUGACACCCAUCCCCUGGAACCAGGGCCCCGGGUUGGAGAGUUCGUGUCGGGGGCUCCCCUCCCCUCCUCUGUUGCACAGCCCCAGAGCCAGACCCUGGGCAGGCCCCUGGUGCCCUGCUUCCUGAGUCCUGCAGGCUGGCCAGGAGCUUGCUGUGUGCCCAGGCCUCUGGCAUCUCCCUCGUCCACGGCUGGCACCCCUGGAACUGGCCCCUGUCCUAGUGCAGACAGCCCAGACUCCGGCAGCUCUGGCACACCUUCCUGGCUGAAUGCCCUGGGAGCGCCAUCAGGCGUCCAGCCUGGCCCAACCCAGCACAAGCCUGGGCACCAGCCCUCGUAGCACUCUGGGCAGUGUCAGGCCCUGGCACCGCUUUCUCUGCCAUGGCCCCGGCUGAGCCGUUGGCAGCUCCCUCCCCACCACCAACUCCCCCUGCACAGCCCCAUCCAUCUUCACUCAAUAUACAAAAACACUGAAGAAAUAACCAGGGGUGGGUGUUGGCACAGUGAGAAGUCACACCCACAUCCCUGAGUGCCUGGUCUGGGUCCUGGCUCCACGUGCGUCAGAUCCAUUUCUUGCACAUGCACCCUGGGAAGGAGGGAGGUGAUGACUCAAGGACUUGGGUUCCUGACAGGCUUGGAGACACUGGCUCCCGGCUUAGGCCAGCACAGCUGGAGCUGUUGCAGCUCUUUGGGAAGUGAACCAGUGGGUGGGAGUGCUACCUCCCUUACUCUCUUCUCUCUGUCUUUCAAAUACAGAAACAUCUUGACAGAGAGAGACAGAGACAGGAUCAGGCGUUGUGUGGCCCCUGAUGAAGCGCCCUUGGGAGGCCUGCAUGUCGUACCAGAGUGCCCGUUGAAGCCCUGCUGCUUCCCUCCCUCAGCUCCCUGGGAUGCAGUGGGUGACGACCCCUGUACUUAGGGCCCUGCCACCCAGGUGCGACCCGGAUGGAGUUCCUCCUGGUUUGCCCAGCUCAGCCCAGUGAAAGCAUAUGGGGAGUGAAGUAGCAGAUGGGAGACCAAUCCGAGGACUUCCCUAUCUUUGUGUCACUCUGCCUUUCAAUUCAGUACAUAAAUAAAUAAGUCAUUCAAAACAAAAUUAGGCCGGAUCCGCAGCUCAGUAGGCUAAUCCUCGGCCUGCGGCGCCGGCACCCCGGGUUCUAGUCCCGGCUGGGGCACCGGAUUCUGUCCGGUUGCUCCUCUUCCAGUCCAGCUCUCUGCCCUGGCCCGGGAGUGCAGUGGAGGAUGGCCCAGGUCCUUGGGCCCUGCACCCGCAUGGGAGACCAGGAGGAAGCACCUGGCUCCGGGCUUCGGAUCAGCAUGGUGUACCGGCCGCAGCAGCCAUUGGAGGGUGAACCAAUGGAAAAGGAAUGAGCACAGCAUGGGGUUGCUGUCAUGGCACAGGGCCCUGUGGCUUAGCCGCCUGCACCUGGCAUCAAACUGGAGUCCCUGGCGCUCCACCUCUGACCCAGCUCCAUGCUACCAGCCUGGGAAAAGCAGGGGACGGUGGCCCCAAGUGUUUGGGCCCUUGAACCCACCUGGGAGACCUGGGUGGAGCCCCUCUCCUGGUUUCAGCCUGGGUCACUUAAGGCCUUUGUGGCAGCAGAGCUGUGGGCCGGCAGUGGAGGAGCUCUCUUUCCCUGUCUCUCCCGCUCUCUUGGAAGUCUUUCAAUAAAUCAAUAAAAGAGAAGGAAGCCUGUGUUCCCACGGAGCCCACCCCGUGAAUGUUCACAGCGGCUGUCUGGGCCAUAGCAACCCAAAUGUCCUCAAGGCGUGAACGGACCACGUCCGGCCUUGCCCCAGAGAGGAGUCGAGUGCUGCCGCCCAGCCCCGCCCGGAUGAAGGGGAAGGAGGCAUCUGCACAGACUGCACCGACGACUCCAUGGACACGACGUUCCUUUUGGGAUUUACUUAUUGGAAAAGCUGAGUUGUAGAGACAGAGACAUGGCGAGAGAAAGAGAGAGAGGGACACAAAGAGAGAGAGGGACAGAGAGAGAGAGGGACAGAGAGAGAUCUUCCAUCCAGGGUUCACUCCACAAACGGCUUCGAAGGCUGGGACUGGGCCAGGCUGGAGCCAGGAGCCUGAUUCCAUCCUGUGUGGCACGGAGGUGGCAGGCACCCAGGCUCUGGGGCCAUCUUCUGCUGCUUUCCCAGGCACUGUAAGAGGGAGCUGGACUGUGUGGCAGGAAGGAACAGGGGAGCAGGGGCUGGGCUGGGCCGCAGUCCCUGUCUGAAAUGCCCGUGUGCGCUCCCUGUGGACUGCACGCUGGGUUUUGCCUUGCAAAGACUGUGUAAAAUGUGCUUUCCUGACUGCCGGGUGUGGGGCCCCCUCCCCCGGCUCUUCCUCAGAUUCCCAAAUACCAGGACCCACUUCUCGCACAUCCCCCGCAUACGGCCUCGGCGCAGGUGCACACUCAUGGCGUCAAGCUGGCAUGGCGGUGGACAACGCGGUCAAGAACAUGGACAACUUGGAUGGCACGCUGUCCACGCUGAGGCACACGCUCCCCUACAUGCUUCGCGUGGACCCGGUCAACUUCAGGCUGCUGCCCAACUGCCUGCUGGUCACCCUGGCCGGGUACCUGUCCAGGGACUUCACCGCCGAGUCGCAACUCACCUGGGACAAGUUCCUGCGCCACGUGUUCAUCAUCCUGACCGAGAAGUACCCCUGAGAACACUCAGCACCCCUGGACAGCCGGACACCCCUCCCGUGUCCCUGACCCGCCCGGGCACCCUCUCCACUCCCCAAUAAACUCAUGCAGAAGGAUGA
Molecule: messenger RNA, 3671 nt
Organism: Oryctolagus cuniculus (rabbit)
Lineage: Eukaryota; Metazoa; Chordata; Mammalia; Lagomorpha; Leporidae
Product: hemoglobin subunit zeta
Biological process (GO): hydrogen peroxide catabolic process
Cellular component (GO): haptoglobin-hemoglobin complex; hemoglobin complex; blood microparticle
Molecular function (GO): haptoglobin binding; peroxidase activity; organic acid binding
Source: RefSeq, a predicted model, not a curated record